This is a messenger RNA of Marmota monax (woodchuck), 3298 nucleotides long. RefSeq names its product GATA binding protein 2 (gene Gata2). Gene Ontology annotation, biological process: negative regulation of transcription by RNA polymerase II; positive regulation of miRNA transcription; cell fate commitment. Gene Ontology annotation, cellular component: nucleus. The transcript is spliced from 6 exons. Bases 304 to 1749 code for a protein of 481 amino acids. NCBI's taxonomy places the organism in Eukaryota, Metazoa, Chordata, Mammalia, Rodentia, Sciuridae. Gene Ontology annotation, molecular function: DNA-binding transcription factor activity, RNA polymerase II-specific; zinc ion binding; RNA polymerase II cis-regulatory region sequence-specific DNA binding. The record is from RefSeq and is a predicted model, not a curated record.
CCAGCACCGUGGAGGCUCCUCGCUCGCCCUAGCCGGCCACCCCACCCGCUUGGGUCGCGCAUAAGGCGGACAAAAGCAGCCGGAUGCGCACCAUGCGGUGGCUGGGCGCGCCUCUUGGCCUGGGCUGGUGAGCGCUGCCACUCCGCGCGCGCCCCGGGUGCCACGCAGCGCACCGCACCGAGUUCCCAGAUCCGCUCGGACCCCAUCCGCCUGGGGGCGCCGCGCACUGCGACUCACCGACUCACCGGGGGCCGCGGCUACCUCCUCCCAGAUCCCGAGCCGCUGCCUCCGCCGCCGCGGGCCAUGGAGGUGGCGCCGGAGCAGCCUCGCUGGAUGGCGCACCCCGCGGUGCUGAACGCUCAGCACCCCGACUCGCACCACCCGGGGCUGGCGCACAACUACAUGGAGCCGGCUCAGCUGCUGCCCCCGGACGAAGUGGACGUCUUCUUUAAUCACCUCGAUUCGCAGGGCAACCCCUACUACGCCAACCCGGCCCAUGCGCGGGCACGCGUCUCCUACAGCCCGGCGCACGCUCGCCUGACCGGAGGUCAGAUGUGCCGUCCCCACUUGCUGCACAGCCCCGGGUUGCCCUGGCUGGAUGGGGGCAAAGCAGCCCUGUCGGCCGCGGCCGCGCACCACCACAAUCCCUGGACCGUGAGCCCCUUUUCCAAGACCCCCCUGCACCCCUCAGCUGCCGGAGGCCCUGGAGGACCCCUCUCCGUCUACCCAGGGGCGGCUGGAGGCAGCGGGGGAGGCAGCGGAGGCUCGGUGGCCUCCCUCACCCCCACGGCCGCCCACUCUGGUUCCCAUCUCUUCGGCUUCCCACCGACGCCACCCAAAGAGGUGUCUCCAGACCCGAGCGCCACGGGGGCCGCCUCCCCGGCCUCGUCUUCGGCAGGGGGCAGCGCAGCAGCCCGGGGGGAGGACAAGGACGGUGUCAAGUACCAAGUGUCACUGACCGAAAGCAUGAAAUUGGAGGGCGGUAGCCCUUUGCGCCCAGGUCUGGCCACCAUGGGCACGCAGCCUGCCACCCACCACCCCAUCCCCACCUACCCCUCCUAUGUGCCCGCCGCUGCGCACGAAUAUGGCAGCGGACUCUUCCACCCAGGGGGCUUUCUGGGUGGUCCAGCCUCGAGCUUCACCCCGAAGCAGAGGAGCAAGGCACGAUCCUGCUCAGAAGGCCGAGAGUGUGUCAACUGCGGAGCCACGGCCACUCCUCUGUGGCGGCGAGAUGGGACCGGUCACUACCUGUGUAAUGCCUGUGGGCUGUAUCACAAGAUGAACGGGCAGAACCGACCCCUGAUCAAACCCAAGCGGAGACUGUCGGCCGCCCGGAGAGCUGGCACCUGUUGUGCGAAUUGUCAGACGACAACCACCACCUUAUGGCGCCGGAAUGCCAACGGGGACCCGGUGUGCAACGCCUGUGGCCUCUACUACAAGCUGCACAAUGUUAACCGGCCGCUGACCAUGAAGAAGGAGGGAAUCCAGACCCGCAAUCGGAAAAUGUCCAACAAAUCCAAGAAGAGCAAGAAGGGGACCGAGGGUCUGGAGGAGCUGUCCAGGUGCAUGCAGGACAAGUCGUCGCCCUUCAGUGCCGCCGCCCUGGCCGGACACAUGGCCCCCGUGGGUCACCUCCCGCCCUUCAGCCACUCGGGACACAUCCUGCCCACGCCCACGCCCAUCCAUCCUUCCUCCAGUCUCUCCUUUGGACACCCCCACCCCUCCAGCAUGGUGACCGCCAUGGGCUAGGGGACAAGCCACCCCGCUGGACAGAGACAGACGGACAGACAGAGGCGGGUGGCCCUUGCAGGGCACGCAGCUCCCAGGAACGGGAGGUGGGGGGACCCGUCCGUUCCGCUGCCCACCCUUCUCUGGACACUGACACCAGCCCAGCCGGAGCCUAAAGCCACCUCGUCCUCGCCUUGGAAGGCCACCGUACCCGGGGCCCAGCAGCCUGUCUGCAAGUUACUGUGAAUCUUUUUCACCUGGGCUGGGAGGUGGCCCGUCCAGGUGACAUUUCCUUCAUGAACAAGGUUCAGAGAGCAAAAAAAAAAAAAAAGACCCUUUAUGGUGACAGAGGUGAGGACCUGGAGGUCUCUAGGGGACCAGGGCUCUCGGGGACAGAUGUCUGCGAAUCUCAGCCUGUGUCCCCUUUUUCCUGUGGCCGCUCUCUCUCUCUCUGAAACAGCUGGGCUGAGCCAAGGCCAAGAGGGGUUGCUGGUGGUUGGUGGCAGUGACCAGGGGACGCCAGCCUUGUGCACCCUGAGAGCUGGCCGGGCCCGAGAAGGCAGAGACAAUCGCGGGCGGUCCCCACAGUGGUUCCCAGGCCGGGGCGGGUCACAGGAAGGAAACAACAUUUUUCUUGAAAGGGGAAACGUCUCCCCAGAUCCCUCCCUCGGCUUUAAGGCCAGAGCUGGACCCGCGGCCCCCCGAGGUAUGCGCCCUUCACGGGGCCCAAAGCCAUGAUUGGCCUCCAUUCUCUGCCAGGUAGACCUCUGUAAAUACAUCCUUUUUCUGACCACUCCCCCUUUCCCACUCUGAGACAAAGAAGAAACUAUUAAAAAUGGAAAAAAAAAAAUCAAACUGCAUACGUUGAACUCACCGAUGAGUUAAUUGUCUUAUUUUGAAACUAGUUUUUGGGGUCCAGUCAAUGAUAGGUGACCCACAGGAGCCCUGCUAUAUAUAUACAUAUAUAAAAUUACAAACCAAUGGGGGAGCUUGGAGAUUAUUUCUGGAAAGUUCUUGGAUCCCACAAUUCCUAGCAGGAGAGCUGGGAGUACCAGCAACGGGGAGGGGCUGCUCUUGGUUUUGGGGGGCAGUGGCGGCCUGGUGGGGGACAUCUGGGCAGGAAUGGGGUGGAGUCAGUCCCCUCUGGGGUCCCCUGGUUUUUGUGUGUGGCCCUCUGGACCCUUCCAAGGUACAGCUGUACAUAGACAUGUCCUAAGCUUAAGAGUCUGUAGGUGGUGAUCUUGGGGGUGCAGUGGCCGGAGAGGGGACCGUCCCCCCCCCCCCGUCCCCAGCUCUGGAAGACACCUGUCCACCAAGUGCCAUGUCUUGGGCUGGGGAAAUCACCACACCCCAGAAAGUAACUUAUUUUGUACUAGUAUCCGCCUGAGAAAAAAAAAGAAUCGGCAGUAUUUUCUGUUUCUGUGUUUUAUUUGGGAUUUAGUGAACUAAGUUAUUGUUAAUUAUGUACAACAUUUAUAUAUUGUCUGUUAAAAAAAAUUGUAUGCUACCCGCCUAUCCUUAAAAGUGAAUACUGUUAAGAAUAAUAAAAAAAAAAUACUUUUUUUGUGAA